CUGUGUCAGGAAAUCAGAACUCACUAACAAUAACAAGCAUGAAGUCAAUUCUACUCUCUGUGCUAGCUCUAUCUCUUGUACCCUACUGUCUCAGCCAAUUAACCACAUUUGGAGCAAACUACAUUCCCAGCAUUGGCACUGUUGUAGCAGGCCUCCCAGGAACCAACCAUACGUUCAAUUGCGACCAAUUCAGCAGGAACAAUAACGUAACCACAAAAGUUACCACCGCUUGGUUACUUGAUAACUUCCUGGGUCUAUCGCUAGUUAGUAUUCGUACGAAUGAUCAUCCAGAGUUUGCUAUCACUGGAACAGAGAGAGGCAGUGAUUUCCCGUUUCCAACCUUCCGUAACCAGUUAACUAUUGUGAAUCUCACACAUAGACUGCAUAACGUGAGGCUCUUCUGUGGACAUGGACAAAAUACUGAUGGAUAUUGGGAGCUGAGAGUUUACACUCCACCAUUACUCAAUAGUAAUGAACAGUUGAGUGUAACAGAAGGGGACAGCGUGAGUGUGAACGUCAGUCAAGGCCUGAGAGAAACGUUUCCAUUCCCUCGGGACUUUGAGUGGCAGAAAGAUGGUGUCAUCAUUAGCAACUCCACUAGAGCAGCGUUUGGCUACACUCUACUAAACAUCAACCCAGUGAGAAGAGAGGACAAUGGAACGUACACUUUGUCAGCUACUAACUCGAGAUUAGGAGACUCUGAGAGCAUUAUUGGAACUGGAAAUGGACGUAUUGAAUUGGAAAUAUUCUAUGGACCUGAGCUUGAUGCUGCUGAGUCAGCUCUGGCCGCUGUGGAGGAGCAAGCUAACCUCACUCUGAUGUGUGGGACUAACGUGGUUGGACACCCAGUACCUAGUGUGCAAUGGAGGGACAGUGCAGACAGUGUAAUAGACACUGCUGACACAGCAUUCGUGUUCAACAAUGGACCAGAGCUAGUCAGUCUAACAAUCCUCAGUGCACAGUUGAGCGACACAGGGAACUGGACCUGCACUCUGACCUCCACUGAGACGGCUGUAAUCGUUGAGAGGAUGCUGUCAUUGACUGUUAUCACUCGUCCACCAUCUCCAGUGAAUGUAACAAUAAACGAACGAGGGGCUACAUGGUUUUACGUCAGUUGGCUAUCACCACUGGACCCGCCCACUCACUUCACACUCACAGCCACCCCCUCAAACAACGAGUCACCCGUCACACUAACCGUGGAGCAACCACGACUCAGUGUCAACAUGACAUCACUGAUACCUGGUACAGAGUACAGUGUUGCAGUGGUGGCUAGCACUCUCUUGCAAGGUGUUGUGGCUGCCAGUCACAGUAGUGUCACUGUUGUUGAUUCUACUAAUACUUCAGCACCAGCGUUGGUUUGUUCCAACACUUUCUCCUCUGAUGGAGUAGCGACAGUCAGCUGGGUACUCGUGCACACCGGUGGCCUCAACCUCACCUCACAGGAGGUGGCGUAUGCAACGCCUGAGGCUGUGGACUUCACACCGAUUAUGGCGGACCUAUUGGAGCAGAGCUCAGUAUCCGUGAGGGGUUUGUCUGCAGGGGAGUUCUACACAUUUAGAAUUAGUGCAAGCAAUGCUCUAGGAGAGGCUGUAUCAGUCUGUCCUGCACUGUGGCUAACAACAGGCAUACCACAGAUACCACUCAUACAUGGCAUCAUCUCAAACAACUCACUACAAGCACUCCUCACUGUUAGCACGUCUGCGUCUGGAACCGGACCAUCAGACUCCACCUUCCAAUUCCUGAUUCAAGUCGUGGAUACCAAUUCCACGUUGAUGUUUGAAACCUCCAUUCCACGUCCAAACUAUCGAGAUGGGGCCAUUGUUGAACUGACUGUUACCUCUGGUUUUGUGCAAGGUGGUGAUUUCAUCUUCACUGUGAGGACUGAGAAUCAAUACGGGACAAGUUCAUUCUCAGAACCUGUUAGAGUGAUCGUGGCUGACUCAGAAGAUGCACAACUACCAGUGGCUGCUAUAGCUGGUGGAAUUGGAGGUGGUGUGCUGCUGCUGUUGCUAGUGGUGAUCAUCAUACUGGUGGUGGUCUGUAUUGUACGCAGCAAUAAAACAGACACAGAAUCUAAAAUCCAACGUUGUGAUUCUCUAGAGAUGGUAUCCAAUCAGAACUACGGCAAGUUCAGUGAGGGGGUGGAUACGCCCACAGCAGUACCACACAACACACACUACGAUACUAUUCCAGUCCGCUCUCCUUCUAUCUACGAUCAACUAGCUCCACCCCCCAAGGAAACGUUAUCGGACAAUCCAUUGUAUAGCAGCACAGGGGAGCUGAGAUUGAGCGCUGUGUUUAACACUUACAAUAUGGUGCCCCCCAGAGGUAGUUCCCACCAACUGACCCCCAGUCAUCAGAAUAUUCCACUACCCCCUCGUCCGGUGAGCGAGAGUGACCCCGCCCACUCCACCCCAAGCCCCUCCCACCCCACCUAUUCCACACCGUCAGCCCCUCUGGACAUGCCCCCUCUAACGAACCACCACCUGAUGGACAGCGAACACUUGUACGCUCAUGCUACUAGUAACAGAGCACCACUCUCAGAACCAACGUACUCUGAACUAUAGAUCAGUGGAAAUUUUCAUAUAACAAACUCAUUCAAACACAUCUCUAUAAUACAAGCGGCUUUAUGGUAUAAAAUAUUAUGCAUACACAGUUACUAGAAAUGAAAUUACGGUCUCACUCUGUAAGGCUGCAUUGUUCAGUUCAAUAUC
Molecule: messenger RNA, 2714 nt
Organism: Halichondria panicea
Lineage: Eukaryota; Metazoa; Porifera; Demospongiae; Suberitida; Halichondriidae
Product: neural cell adhesion molecule 1-like
Exons: 9
Coding region: 39-2567 (842 amino acids)
Molecular function (GO): protein binding
Source: RefSeq, a predicted model, not a curated record